UUCAAAUGAUCGAGUUUCUUCGAGAGAGAACGGGGAAGGUUUCACAAUGAAAGUGGUAAACGCCGCCGCUCAAAUACGAGCCUGCUUCAUCUCUGGAUCUCCUACACUUGACAAAUGGACAAUUCAACUACGGCUCCGGCGAAAGACCAAAUCGUCGACGUCCGGUCGGUGGUGGAGGCUGUGGCCGCCGCAGGCGACGACGCCGAUAUCGAUACUCCGCUGUACGAGGUGGAGAGUCUAUGUAUGCGCUGCGGAGAGAAUGGUGUAACUAGGUUCUUGCUUACUUUAAUUCCUCAUUUUCGGAAGAUAUUAUUGUCAGCAUUUGAGUGCCCCCAUUGCUGUGAAAGAAAUAAUGAAGUGCAGUUUGCUGGGGAGAUUCAACCCCGUGGGUGUUCAUUUAGCUUGAGUUUUCGUGCUGGUGAUCGAAAGAUGCUUGACCGAACAGUGGUAAAGUCUGAAAGUGCUACUAUCAAGAUUCCUGAACUGGAUUUUGAGAUCCCUACAGAGGCUCAACGUGGAUCAUUGUCUACGGUAGAAGGGAUAUUGGUUAGAGCUGCUGAUGAGCUGGAAGCCCUUCAGGAUGAAAGAAAGAAAGUUGAUCCCAAGAUAGCUGAAGCUAUCGAUCAGUUCUUGGUCAAAUUAAGAGCAUAUGCUACCGGAGAUUCAUCCUUUACAUUCAUUCUUGAUGAUCCAUCUGGUAACAGCUUCAUUGAGAAUCCGUUUGCUCCAUCUCCUGACCCUUCGCUGACCAUUAAGUUCUAUGAGAGAACUCCUGACCAACAGAAAGCUUUAGGGUAUCUCGUUGAUCCGUCACAUGCAGAGGACUACACUGAUGAGAGGGCAAACAAUCAAUUGGGAAAUGAGGCACAUGGAACAGUUGGAGCAACACAAGCUGGACGAUCUGCCAUUGCUCAGGGUAACAGUGCUGAAAUUGCUGAAGCGUUAUUCAGAUAUUCUUCACCAGAGGAGGUGAUGGUGUUUCCGACAACAUGUGGAGCUUGUGCGGCAAAGUGUGAAUGCCGAAUGUUUGUUACUAAUAUUCCAUAUUUUCGAGAAGUGAUUGUAAUGGCAUCUUCUUGUGAUGCUUGUGGAUACCGUAAUUCUGAGCUGAAACCUGGUGGUAGCAUCUCUGAUAAAGGAAAGAAGAUCACCCUUCAGGUGGAAAAUGUCAAAGAUUUAAGCAGAGAUGUGAUAAAGUCAGAUAGUGCUGGGGUGAGCAUACCAGAGCUUGACUUGGAGCUUGCUAGUGGCACUCUGGGUGGUGUUGUAACAACUGUUGAAGGUUUAGUCACAAAAAUUAGUGAAAGUCUAGAAAGGGUUCAUGGAUUCACAUUUGGAGAUAGUCUUGACGAUGACAGGAAAAGCAAGUGGCUGGAUUUCAGAGAAAGACUUAGCAAGCUUUUGAGCUUGGAAAGACAUUGGACUUUGAUUAUUGAUGAUGCACUGGCAAAUUCAUUUGUGGCCCCUGUUACUGAUGACAUGAAAGAUGACAAGCAAUUAAAAUUUGAUGAAUGUGAGAGAUCAUGGGAGCAGAACGAAGAGUUAGGGCUUAAUGACAUGGACACGUCUGUGGCUGAUGCCUCCUAUUCUGCUGCAACCGACGAAAACUGACGUGUUGCUAGCUGGGGCUCACACUCUCCUGCUUCCUACUGUUGUAAUUUCUAUUUGUAACUUGUAAGUCUAAAUUCUACUCUACAUUAGUACGAGGACUACUAAUGAAAGACUACUGUAGCAUUUGAUUUUAUUUUUUUAAAUUCUGGUGAUUUGUCUUUUUUCUUUUUUCAACAUAUUCCCAAAACUAGUCAGAAUUGAGUAGCAAGGUGCUAUGGACUCUUUUAGGUGAAGUAUUGCAAAUUAGUUCUAUUUGUAUACUCCCUCCGUCCCAAAAUGGAUGCUCGUGUAUCGUCUAUCGAUAACUUUUAUUUGUUUGUAUGUUUUCAUUGGUUAUUUGAUAAAAUAAAAUUUUUCUGUCACU
This is a messenger RNA of Cuscuta campestris, 1975 nucleotides long. Lineage: Eukaryota; Viridiplantae; Streptophyta; Magnoliopsida; Solanales; Convolvulaceae. The record is from the annotation of a GenBank genome assembly.